Molecule: messenger RNA, 1611 nt
Organism: Fonsecaea erecta
Lineage: Eukaryota; Fungi; Ascomycota; Eurotiomycetes; Chaetothyriales; Herpotrichiellaceae
Exons: 2
Coding region: 1-1611 (536 amino acids)
Biological process (GO): transmembrane transport
Cellular component (GO): fungal-type vacuole membrane; plasma membrane
Molecular function (GO): transmembrane transporter activity
Source: RefSeq, a predicted model, not a curated record
AUGGCCUCCAUUGAGCCUACCAACUCCUCCUCCGGGACGCCGUCAAAGGAUGUCGAUAUUGAAAAGCUCCCCGGCGUCAACGAGACGAUCGAACCCGAAGUCCGCCAUGGCAGUGUCACGCCAGCCUUUGAAGUCGCAAAGGCAAGACAUAUUCAGACCAGCAUUGCGCCUCUCCGCUGGUUGAGCAGGGGCGAGGAAUGGCUGGACGAGAAGAUGGGCAUCGAAACCCAGGGCAUUGACCGGAUCCCGGAAGAAGAGAAACGCCCACCCGCCCUCAUCAACACCUUUUUCAUGUGGUUUUCCAUGACCUGCCACGUCGGCACCCUGCCGCUCGGUGUGCUGGGUCCUGAAUUUGGCUUGACUCUCGGUCAGUCUGUCUCGGCGGUCGUGGUGGGCACCAUCCUCGGAGCUCUCUGUACAGCAUAUACCGGCACCCUCGGUCCUAAAACUGGUCUUCGUCAGAUCGCCACCUCUCGAUAUUCGUUCGGUUUCUGGGGUGCCAAGCUCUGCAGUGUGCUCAACGUGAUUGUCGGCGGUGGAUUCGCGGUGGUCAACGUGGUCGUCACCGGCCAAAUGCUCAGUGCCGUGUCGGACUACUCGAUGACGAUUGCCGUGGGGUGCGUGAUUGUCGCCGUGGUUUCGUACGUGGUAUCGGUCUUUGGCUUUGCCAUCAUCCACACGUUUGAGAAGUACAGCUGGAUUGUCUCCUUCAUUCUCCUCUGCGUCUUGAUCGGUCAGGCUGCGCCCCAUGUCGGUCCCAAUGCGCCUGGAUUCCCUGCCUCCAACCUGGAAAUUGGUGGUUCGUGGCUCAGCUUCAUGGCCAUCUGCUUCUCCAGCUCGUCCGGCUGGUGUUCCAUCGCUGCCGACUACUAUUGCAACUACCCUGCCAACACCAAGUCGUGGAAAAUCUUCUUCCUCACCUUGGCCGGUAUCACCAUCCCGACCGUGUUUGUGACCGUCAUUGGUUCCUGCAUUGGAAACGCUGCCAUCUUGAACGCAUAUCCCCCUUAUUCGGAUGCCUAUAACAACCAUGGCCUGGGUGGCUUGCUGCGCGAGAUCUACCAUCCGGUGGGUUGGGCCAAGUUCUGCUUGGUGAUCCUCACCUUCAGCGUGCUGGGCAACAACAUCGCCAUCAACUACUCCUCCGGUCUCUCCAUCCAACUCCUGGGUCACUACUUCCACGCCGUGCCCCGAUUUAUCUGGUCCUUCUUGGUCGCCUUGGUCGUGGCGCUGCUCGCCAUUGUCGGAAAGGACCAUUUGUCGAACAUUGUCUCCGAUUUCGUGUCCUUGCUGGGCUACUGGACCAUCUCCUUCACGCUCAUUCUCCUGAUCGAGGACCAAUAUUUCCGCAAGCGAUCGGGCGAGGGCUACAACCUCGAGGUUUGGGAUAUGCCCGACAAGCUGCCAUGGGGUGCCGCGGCUGUCUUUUCGCUGUUGGCAGGCUACCUGGCGGGUGGUUUGCCCGGCAUGGCGCAAGUUUGGUAUGUCGGCCCUAUCGCCGCCAAAUUCGGACCGUUCGGUGGUGAUGUCGGUAUUUACAUGUCUGGCGCCAUCACUGUAGUCUGCUAUUUCCCCUUGAGAUAUCUGGAGAGGAAGAAGACGGGACGGUAG